This is a messenger RNA of Orbilia oligospora ATCC 24927, 3366 nucleotides long. RefSeq lists its product as uncharacterized. NCBI's taxonomy places the organism in Eukaryota, Fungi, Ascomycota, Orbiliomycetes, Orbiliales, Orbiliaceae. The transcript has a single exon. The record is from RefSeq and is a predicted model, not a curated record. The coding region runs from base 1 to 3366 and encodes 1121 amino acids. Gene Ontology annotation, molecular function: protein binding.
AUGGCUAACUUGGUUUCACCUGAUAGUUUAAGGAACCGUGAAGAAGGCAUAGUAUCUGGACUUGGCCCUUCAACCCCGAAGCAUUUAUCGGAAGAAAAAAGAACCCUUGGACGCCGUACAAAAGCCCAGGAAAGCCACUAUGUCGAAGAUGCAUCAACGACCUAUCUCGAUAAUGCGGAACCUGACAACCAGCAGUUUGCUGAUAUCGAUCUGGACUGCGGCCUUCGAUUAUCCGGCUGGGUGAAUGAAGUCGAGACAGUUAGUAGUCACCUGUCUAGUAACCUAGAACCGAUACUCCUUAAGUAUGGGGAAACAACCAAGGGCGCUAGUAAACACAGCCAUACUACAACGCAAUGCGAAAAUACUAAGGCACACGCACCAGAAUCAUUACAGGUUCUGUUUAUGGAAGAUUCCAGAGAGCAGUAUAAUCCUGAUGAAUCUGUUCCUCCUACAUCCAAUGCAGACAUAGAAGACAUCGAUAUCUAUACUGCCGAAGCUAGACUAUAUUUACCGCCCGGCAAUGGCCCGAGUAUGGAUCGAGCAGAAAAAAUUGAUGAACUUGGGGAACUCUUCCUAACUCGCUGGAAUCUGGGAGGAGAUAUCGAGGAUAUUAAAUCAGCUAUAGAUAUGGAACAUUCGGCUCAGGAUUUGGCUAAUCAUAGUUGCUCUGGAAAGGGUAAAUAUCUCCUAAGGCUCCAAAUUAUGCUUAUGGAGAAAUUUCAGGCAACUGAUCAACUGAUCUAUAUUGACCGGGCCAUUCAGGUGGGUAGCGAGCUUGUAGAUUUUUCUACAACAAAUAAGUGUGAGAUUACUCAAUUUACGGCGCUACAUGACUUAGCCACCUGUUUACAAGCACGCUACGAAAAGGGGAAAGAUAUAGAAGAUAUGACUAAGGCAAUCAACGCUAUGGAGGAGGCGCUAGCGUUGAGUCCCACUGCCACUGAACAACAACUAUGUCUUGAAGGUCUUGGUCGACUUUGGCUAUUAAAAUACGAUCGAACCCAAAGCGUGGGUGACUUGGAUAAGGCAAUCGGGUGGUUUGAGUUAUUUACGAUCCUAGGUAUUACGACUGAAUAUCUCAAAUCAGGAUACCACUAUCUAGGAGUUUGUUACCAGGCUCGAUACCGCUCGACCGGAUUCAGUGGCGACAUACACCAAGCCACUAAGAUGGCAAAGGCUGUACUUAGAUUAUCCUCAACCUCACAGGAUCUGGAUUCGUCUAAGCUUAUUGCCUAUUUGUUUAAUCUAGGCUCAUACACCUACCAACACUUCGUUCAUACAGCAGAUAAAAGCGACUUGCGAAUAGCCAUCGAUUCUUUCGAGAAGGCACUGAGAAUCCCAGGUCUGAGUCCCGACCAAAAAUGUACAGUUCUUUGCCAGCUCGGGGAUAGCCUGGUUAUGAGAUAUAAGAACUUAUCGAAAGCAGAAUUAGUUCUGAGGGAAGCUGUUGAAACACAAGACGCCUCUUCUGUAAACCGGGCUUCUGCAGCAAAAAGUCUUGCAUACAAACUUGCGUACUGGGGUAGAUGGGAAGAGUCUCUAGCUGUCUUUCAAGAGGGGGUAUCUCUUCUCCCUACUUUCGACCCGAAAGCAGCGGAAGAAAAACUGCAAUCGAAUAUCGAGGCUUUUUCCGGGCUAUCCCGUGAUGCAGCUGCAGUUGCUCUAAAUGCUGGUAGAACUCCACUAGAAGCUUUAUCCCUUCUAGAAAAAGGUCGUGGUAUUUUAUCUAAUUCGCUCCGGACGAAAAAUACUACAUCGCUUGUGGGAGUAGGCACAGUGACAGAUUCUGUUUUCCCAUACAGCUCAGAUGAAAUAUUGAGCGCUGUUGGCAAAGAUAGACUCGCUGUCAUCAAUAUUAGCAAGUUCAGGUGCGAUGCAAUUUUAGUAGGGGAGGGCCGAAUAGAGGUAGUCCCUCUAAUCCACUUGGAUCAUGAAGUUAUUGACGAAAAGGCUAGGCUCGUUCGUAACAGUGGAGAUGGUUCUUGGGGUGCCCUCGAGUGGCUGUGGGAAACUGUAGCUCUUCCAGUUCUCAAAAGAUUUGAAAUCUACAAACCAUUGCCAAAAGAUCAAGCAGAGAGAUUCAGCUCGCAGGACAAGGAGAAAUCACAAUGGCGAAGGGGAAAGACGCUAAUCGCAGACGACUGCCUUCCUCAUAUUUGGUGGAUAACGACCGGACAAUUGGCUCAAAUACCUAUUCACGCCGCUGGAAACCACUUCAAACACUCCAGAGAAACCGUUUUAGACUGUGCGAUUUCGUCAUACGCCGUAUCGGUUAAGAGUUUCAUAGAGAGCCGCCGGGAAGCCACUGAGCGAAGUCAUAAUAAUUUUGGGAAAGCUCUUAUCGUUUCAAUGCCGAAAACACCAGGCCGCUCCCCUCUUCACUUUGCAGACAGAGAGGCUGAUGUUGUUUCGAAAAUUUGUCAGUCACUAAACCUCAGUAUUGAAAUCCCGAAUUUGCCGUACGGAAAGGAGGAAAUAUUGAAGCAGCUUCAAGACUGUCAAAUCUUCCAUUUUGCUGGCCAUGGCCUAUCAGACCCAACUAACCCAUCACGAAGUCAUCUUCUGUUGGAUGAUUGGAUGAAAUCGCCGCUCACAGUUGAAGACCUUCAAUCGCUCAACCUACACAACAAUCCGCCUUUUCUCGCAUACCUAUCCGCUUGCUCGACCGGUUUAAAUCAAGUUAUGACAUUGUGUGACGAAAAUAUCAACUUGAUUAGUGCUUCUCAGUUGGCAGGAAUCCGACAUGUCAUUGGCUCGCUUUGGGAAGUUAACGACCGACAAUGUGUUAGUGUGGCAAAGACAGUCUACGAAACUAUCGCAGAGAAGGGGUUAACAAACCAUGCUGUGGCACUUGGAUUACACCGCGCGAGCGUUCUACUUCGAGAUGAAGCGGUCAGCAAAGAAUCUGGAUUCCAAGCUUAUAAUCAGAGCCGCCGGGAGAAAUUAAUAUUAUCUCAACACAAUGCGCUCAGGCUAUCGAGCCCAGAAGAUUUUGAAUCAUGUGCAUACGUCGUCAAGGAGUUUCCGAACUGGCUGAAUGCCGAAUUGAAAAGCUACCGGUCGGUCCCGCUACGCCAAGUAGACUAUCGAAAUCCUGCAAAAUCUGCCGACACAAUUUUUUCAUUACCAGUCGAGGUAGCAAUGUUCCGACAGGUACCUUUACAGUCUGAGGCCGACAACUGGCCUAGAUAUACCAAUGGAGGCCGAAACGGGCUAAAUGAGAGAGAAGACACUAGUGCAGGAGGCAGAAUUGAGACUGAUAUCUCGUGGGAAAAUGCACAUGAAGCUGUUCUAAGGAAUCCAGCUAGAGCGAAACCCAAGAAGCCACAUAUUCAUUGGGCUCCAUAUGUUCACUUUGGGAUCUAA